Messenger RNA from Fusarium sp. VM40, 2145 nucleotides. The record is from the annotation of a GenBank genome assembly. Lineage: Eukaryota; Fungi; Ascomycota; Sordariomycetes; Hypocreales; Nectriaceae.
AUGGACAUGUCAAACAAUUUCGCGUCUGGGCCGGGAUCGGUAUCCGUCUCGCACAAAAAUCCUCGAGUUCUGGCUUGCGUCUUGUGUCAGCAUCGCAAGAUCAAGUGCGAUCGCAACACGCCCUGUUCAAACUGUGUUAAGGCGAAUGUCACAUGCACUCCAAGCACUCCAGCACCCGCCAGGAAGCGCCGGAGACCAAACCAGGACCUACAGGAACGGCUUGCUCGAUGUGAGCAACUAUUGAAGCAAUAUGCUGAUGGUUCUGUGCCAUCUCCGUCUGCCAUUGGACUCUCGCCUGCUCCUAAUGGUUCCGCGUCAGAUACUUACCCUGCCACGCCUACCAAUGUCGAUGGCCAGUCCAAGUGGAAACCAGCUGGAAAGAUGGUGAAAGAGGAGGGUGGUGUACGCUUCAUGGACAGCUAUCUUUGGGCUAAUAUUCAUGAUGAGCUCCAAGCCAUGAGGGAGAUUGUCGAUACCGAUGAUCCAGAAGAGGCCAGUGUUAUGGGUUCUGAAGAUUUGAGCCCAGACUACAACAUCGAUCUCCUUAUUCCUUCGGAUUCAACUGCCAGAUCUAGCGAGGAUUUCCAACCAGAACCUGUCCAUGUUUUUAGACUCUGGCAACUGUUCGUCGAUCGUGUCAACCCUUUGACCAAGAUCAUCCACGUACCAACUGUCCAACCGUACACCUUGGAGAUGGCCACCGACAUAAACAAAAUCCCACUCAACUACCAGGCCCUCUUGUUUGCCAUAUUUACCAUGGCCACAGUAUCACUCACCGAGACCGAGUGCGUUCAGAUGCUGGGAACUACCCGUGACGAAGCUCUGCGACGGUAUACCAUCGGAACUAAGGUGGCACUUACAAAGUUCAAUUUUCUAAAGAACUACGAUAUGGUGGCAUUGCAGGCAUUGCUACUGUACCUGUUGUCCCUUCAGAACCGCUAUGACCGACAUGCUGCCUGGAUUUUAAGCGGGAUGGUUGUGCGAAUUGCGCAAAAGAUGGGCUACCACCGUGAUGGCGACUAUUUAGGACUCAAUGCCUUCGAGACUGAAAUGCGACGACGAAUGUGGUGGCAGAUUAUCCUCCAGGAUGCAAAGAACGCACUUGUCUCUGGGUUGAGCCACUCGCUUCUUCCAAGCAGCUGGGACACCAAGAUGCCGCAAAACGUAAACGAUGCCGACCUUUUCCCUGGAUCCAUCGAACCCAUCCAACCUCGAGAGGGCCCAACAGAAAUGGCCUUUUGCUUAAUCGGAUACCAAAUCGCCAAAUUUUUAGUCAAUGCCGAAUCCCUCCACGGAACGUCUGGAUUGGAAGCUGCCGUCAUGGGAGCCGACUUCGAAGGCCAGGACCCUUCAGCGAUACCGAGUAUUCAACAGUACCGAGACUUGGUGGACAACCUGGAGCAGAACCUGUUGGAAGUAGAGUCUCGUUAUAUCGACCAAACUGCUGGGAACGUACAUAUCGCUGCACUCAGUGUCCGCCCAAUGAUCUGUAGCAAAAUGAGGGAGAUGCUGGUGCCCAUGAGAGAGCAGCCUGAGUGGGGAACUGAAAUCCUCGACAAGAAUGACAACCUUUUCAAGAUUGUUCUGAUGAAUAAUGAACACAGCACCGAUGCAUACGGCGUGAUGGACCAAACGGGAUUCCUCUGGUUCCUCAAAUAUCAUUUCCAGAUCGACAUCUUCACAGUUAUGACGAAACAGCUUUGCCAACGACCGAUCGGUUCUCUCGCUGAUCGUGCGUGGAAUAUGGUCAAGAAAAUCUAUCACUACCAUCCUGAACUCUUGGAUAUGACACAAAAGACUUACUCGAUCCAAGCUCAAACAGUAUUAAAGGCAUGGAAGAAUCGCGAACAAGCUUUCAGAGCAGCUGGUCAGCCUUACGAGACACCCAACUUCAUCUACCGCCUACGAGACGUUGUAAUGAGCGAAAGCCGUACUUCAGAACCCUCACCUCAACAGCCAAUGGUCCAGCUUCCCGCAAAUUCUCACCAGAUGACGGAUCUCGACCCGUUCUUGGGCAACUAUCUGGAUGUCUCGACCCUCAACUGGGAUCUAUGGGGAGGCAUGAAUCAACAACCACCACCUCCACAGCAGGGUCAGAUGCCAAUUUCAUUAUUUAACAAUUUCCAAAUGGGAAAUAUGGGCUAG